Molecule: messenger RNA, 1927 nt
Organism: Zingiber officinale
Lineage: Eukaryota; Viridiplantae; Streptophyta; Magnoliopsida; Zingiberales; Zingiberaceae
Product: galactoside 2-alpha-L-fucosyltransferase-like
Exons: 2
Coding region: 192-1769 (525 amino acids)
Biological process (GO): cell wall biogenesis; xyloglucan biosynthetic process
Cellular component (GO): Golgi apparatus; membrane
Molecular function (GO): galactoside 2-alpha-L-fucosyltransferase activity
Source: RefSeq, a predicted model, not a curated record
GGGAUCAACUUAUCUCCUUAAGUUUGGUGUUACUUGAUUGAUCCUUUUUUUCCGAUUUUGGAGAGCAUGUUGCAAAAGAAGGAAGAUUAUAGGUUGAAAUGAAAAUUUCCUUCAGUUGACUGUUGACGUUCUUCUUAGCGCCACAAAAUGGAAGCCGGCGGCAUAGCAGAGUGCCAUAGUCCUACCGCAAGAUGGAGGUGAUCGCUUGGAAGAAGAAGACUUGGAUUCGAUGGAUCAUUCCGGCUUCUUGUCUACUUCUGGUUUUCUUCCUCCUCGGAGCUCAUGAGAAAUUGCAAUUCGAAUGGAUUCAGAGAGGAAACAGAGCAGCUUUGCCGGCGGCGGCGCUGUCACCGGAUUCCCUACCGCCACCAAGAGACGAGCUUCUCGGCGGCCUCCUCUCUCCCAAUUUCGACCCCACCUCCUGUCUCAGCCGGUUCCAGUCCUCCUCCUUCCGCCCGCCCUCCCCUCACCUCCCUUCCCCCUACCUCCUCUCCCGCCUCCGCCGCUACGAAGCCCUUCACAAGAAAUGCGCCCCCGGCACCAAACUCUACCAGAAAUCCAUCCGCGAACUUAAGUCAGAUCGCUUCUCCACCUCCAACUCCUCCUCCCCCUGCAACUACAUCGUCUGGAUCCCCCACUACGGCCUCGGCAACCGCGUCGUCAGCUUGGUCUCGUCCUUCUUCUUCGCCCUCCUCAAUAACAGAGUGCUCCUGAUUUAUGAGACAGAGGAGAUUAAAGAUCUCUUCUGCGAGCCGUUUCCGGGGACUUCCUGGGUCCUCCCCUCCGACUUCCCCAUCAGCAAUCUUGAAAGCUUCGACCGCGACUCGAAACGGAGCUACGGCAACCUGAUCCGGCGAAACGCUGUCACCUCAUUGCCGGCGUACGUGUACCUCCACUUGCCGUGGUACUACGACGGGUUUGACAGGUUGUUCUUCUGCGAGGAGGAACAGAGGAACCUCCGGCACGUGCCGUGGGUGUUGCUAAAGUCGGACCACUACUUCGUGCCGGCUCUGUUCCUGGUGCGGGAGUACGAGGAGGAGCUCCGGCGGCUGUUCCCGGAGCGCACCACCGUCUUCCACCACCUCGUCCGCUACCUCCUCCACCCCAGCAACAACGUAUGGGGCCACGCCAUGCGGUACUACCACGCCUACCUCGCCAAGGCCGACUCUAGAGUUGGGAUUCAAAUUAGAAAUCUCAAGAACGAGCCCGUCACCUUCGAUUACUUGCUUGACCAAAUCGUGGGCUGUUCAUUGAAAGAGGGAGUUUUACCGGCGGUGGUCGCAGGAAACGGAAAGAAGAGCUUGAAGAGCUAUAGCGACGAGAAAGUGAAGGCGGUUUUUAUGACGAGUUUGGACGUGAGAUACUACGAGAGGGUCCGUUCGAUGUACUACGAGAAGGCAACGACGACCGGCGAGGUGGUGGCGGUGUACGAGCCGGGGCACGAGGUGGAGCAGAAGACGGAGGAUCAAGGGCACAACGUGAGGGCGAUGGCGGAGAUUGUGCUGUUGAGCUUUAGCGACAAGCUGGUGACGACGGCGUGCUCCACGUUCGGAUACGUGGCGCAGGGGCUCAGCGGGGUCGUGCCGCUGGUGAUGCUGAAGCCGUGGAAGUCGAACGGCGCCGCCUGCCGGUGGGCGGAGUCGCCGGAGCCGUGCUACCUGAUUCCUCCGACGAACGUAUGCAACCAGCGGAGCGGAUUCAACAAGAAGAUGGCGAAGAACGUGAGGCAGUGCGAGGAUGAAACCGGAGGCGUUAAGUUGUUUGAUUGAUCAUCAGUUAGCUUUGUGAAAUAUAUGAAGUAUUAGUUAAACGUCACUCUCUGAAGGACAAGCGCCUCUAAAAAAAUUCAUCGUAUUUUAUUAUAAUACAUCUGUCAUCCUCUAAUCUGAAUGCUCUAAAUUGAACGACUUUAAAUAUCUAUAUCAAU